GGAUAGUCCAACAUAAUGUUGAAAAAUGUUGAAGCACAGCCAAUCAAAUCGAAGCGCUUCAACAUUUAGAGCCAAUCGAGUCGAAGCGCUUCAACAUUUGCAGCCAAUCACAGAGCGGAAGUUUCAACAUUUUCAACAUUUGACCAAUCAGAGUGAAAGAGAAAGUCUUCGGGUACAAUUCCCCUCCUCACCUGUAGGUGGAGUAAGAGUGAUGCUCGAUGACGUGUUACUGCUCUUCUAUUUUUUUUUUUUUGAGUUGCCGCUCUUCGCCAGUAGGGGGAGUAGGCUAAAAAUGUCAAUAAAGUUGCCGAAAUUGGCCGAAAGUGUACGGUCUUUGACGAGAGGGAUAAGACGACCUAACUGGGAGUGUCAGGGGUCAAAAAAGUUCAGUAGAAGGUUCAUGCCCUACGACGAGCAUCAUUGUCACGGACAUCAACAUCUUUAAACGGAGGACAAAUAUUUGUAUCUUUUAUUACGGACUAUAACCGGUAAGAAUGCAUAACUUAAUAGCAUAAUUAAAUCUGAGAGAUAAUUAGAGUUUAAUUUUUAAUUAGUAUAGUUUUUAACAACUGUUUAGGAGAAGACAAUGUCUGCAAAAAAAUCGCACAAAGGCAUGUCGGACGCUGAAUGGAUUUCACGUCUAAGAAAGUUUGCCAGUACAGGUGUUUGGCCUUCAGAAGAAGGUAAUAGACCAGCUCCUAGACAAAAAAAGUGGCACGAGCUUUAUCAAAGGAUUGAAAAAUGCCCGAUGCACUCUCGUGGCCAGACAACAUUGUUUGGAGGUGUCCUAAAGUGCACAUGUGGUUUUCACACUCAAAAGCCACCUAUGUCUACUGGACAGACACCAAGGGUCAUGCAACAACAGUCUGCUGCUGCUAUUGGAUCACCACAGGAGGAGAGUCAGCAUCAACCCCAGGUCCAGCCUCAACCUCAGGUCCAGCAUCAACCUCAGGUCCAGCAUCAACCUCAGGUCCAGCAUCAACCUCAAGUCCAGCAUCAACCUCAGGUCCAGCAUCAACCUCAGGUCCAGCAUCAACCUCAGGUCCAGCAUCAACCUCAGGUCCAGCCUCAGGUCCAGCAUCAACUUCAGGUCCAGCAUCAACCUCAGGUCCAGCAUCAACCUCAGGUCCAGCCUCAACCUCAGGUCCACCCUCAGCCUCCACCCCAGCGUACUCCAUCAAGGAUUUCGCCAAGUUUGUCACAGUUUACCAAGUCAAGAUUUAGCGGGUCUCAUAUUGCUGCAGCGAAGCCCAACCUAAAGAUGGCUAGAAGACCAUCUCAGGCUACUGACCAACCUAGCUCAACAGCAGUGUCCAGUCCUCCUAUACCAAGCACCACUACACAAGACCCUGGAGUUCCAGUCUCCGUCCCCAGAUCAACUGCCGAUGUUACCAGUCCCACAUCAUCAUGCAGCGUUGUCUCCAGUGCUCCUACCGCGCUGUUACAAGCACCAAGUGUACUACCGCUUCCUCGUUUGUGGUCGGAGACCUUGCCACCAGAGGAUCACAGGUGGAUUGCAAGCCGGCUUUUUAAAAUGGGGUCCAGGGGAAAGCCGGAACUCCGUGACAACCUUCAGCUCUGGUAUCACCCACCACAGCCUGCACUGACAUACAAUCAGGCUCCUGCUCCUGACAGAUUUUUUUGUCAUGCCCUUUUGCUGUGGAUGCCGUAUAAGCUGUGGAAGGUCAAGGUUCUCUGUCCCAAUCCUGCCUGUGGACAGCAUCAACUGACAGGAGGCGGUCUGCAUAAAAGGGCACGGCAAGUUCAUGACAUUGACAGGAUGUACAACAUGGUCACAGAAACCCUCAUCUGUAAGAAGUGUAAAGCUUCUCAUGUGUCCUGGAGUCAGACUGUCCUGCAACAGCUGGAUCUGGGUCAUCGCUCUGAGUUUCGGGUCAUCCUCACGCAGAAGUAUGCCUGUGAUCUGAGAGUCAUUAGACUCUUGCGUGAACGUGGCCUAGGCAACAGCCCCACGCGUGUUAUUAAACAGCUGCGUGAGAACCACAGCGAGGAGUGGCUCCAGCGUCUGGCCCGGUACACCACCCAGUGCAUGGACUUCAUCAACCGCCCUGGGGUGUUGCCAAUGCAGUUCCAGGAACCUCCUGAGCCUACAGUGUUGCCGAGCGUCAAGUGGCUUCUCACUGUGUACAGCCAAGACAUCCUGACAAGGCUGGAUGAAAUCCAUGCCAGGAUAACAUCCACACAUGGCACAGUGUUGAAAAUGGAUUCCACUAAAAAGAUCACCAAGAAGCUGGCUGGUACAGCGAGGGGAACAGGAAAAUGGCUCACUUCUGUUGGCAAUGAGUUUGGUCAGGUGCUCAUGAGUGUGUUGACAGCCCAGGAAGGAGCAGGACUGGACAUGAUGAUAGAUGGUCUGGUGAAAAGAUACCAGCAGGCUGGUGUGGAUCCACCUGCUGUGUUGUAUGUUGACUGUGGGUGCUGCACUGAGGUGGGGGAAACCAAGCUGAAAACCAGGUUCAGAGGAUGGCCAGAUCUCUUAAUAAGGCUGGACAUCUGGCAUUUCAUGCGCAGGAUUGCUGUGGGCUGUACAACUGAUGCCCAUCAGCUUUAUCCUAUAUUCAUGGCACGACUGUCUGCAUGCAUCUUUGAAUGGGAUGCUGCUGAUGUUGCUGUGCUACGCAGAGCCAAGAAAGCGCUGCUGGUGUCCCAGGGUUGGCCUGUGCUGACAGAUGAAGUUGUCAGUAAACAUCUUUCCAAACAGGAGCUGGCUCUGCAUUGUCGGAGGAGGACCCGUGGAGAGGAGACUACCAUUCUUCUCCUUGAGCGGCUGCUAACAGAGCUCAUGACCAGCAAUGGCAGUGACUCUAUGGGUGUUCCUCUUCUGGACAGAGAAAGGAUGGAGCACAUCUGGACUGUCCAGAAGAAGCAUGUCAAAUGCAUCCAGGACCCACCCGGUGUAGCCCUCUAUACUGAGACUGGGACCUUAACCAAGGGAGGUGUGCUUCUGAAGACAUACCGAUGUGCCAGAGGAUCCACAUCUCUAGAGUCCUUUCAUUUACAUUUAAACCGUUUUAUCCCAGGUACCAGUGCCAACAGUCUUAACUUUCAGAUUUAUCUGCUGGAGGGACUAAACCGGUGGAAUCAGGACCGGGAGGCUGCUUCCUUGUUAUCAGGACCAUCAGCUUUGUGCAGCUACACGGGAGAACUUGUUUACUGCGUAAACAGGAAUUAUGAAAAGCUGUUUGGCAAGAAAGUGGUCCCCACAUUUCAUCCACCUGCAUGUUACACUGGUGAACUUAUUGGAGUGCAGUAUUUAUUCCAGCAGACUGGUCGGGCACUGCAGGACAUGAACCCAGACUCUGAGCAGACGGCAGAGCUUAUAGAGGAACUUGAUGUGGAGGAGAGGGAGGAAGAUGAAGGGUUCUUUGACAUCAAUGAGGAUCACACAAUAAGAGAUCCAGAGGCUGUUCUGUCACCGCCCUCCACCAUGACAACGAGUCCCUCUACCUUGGUUGCAAGCAGUGCCACAUCUAUCCAGGCCUCCAUAUGUACUUCACCGGUUCUUCUGACACGUGACCCCUCACAGUCUCCAACUGCUCUCUCACCUGUUCACGUGGAGCCUGGAGAUACAGGUCAGGAUGAUGAUGAUGAAACGGCUGUUGACUCCCAGAACGUGCCAGGAUUCCAGCAUGUGGACAGGCUGUCAGAAUAUCUGGUCGAGCUUCGGAAACGCACAGCCCUCAGCCUGACUAACCAGGAAGCGGAAACAAUAAUUGGACUUUGGCAAAACCUGGAUGCCUUUGACAAGCGGCGGGUGGUGUAUCGACCUCGAUUUAAGAAGAGACUGCUGACUGGACGCUUCAGAACACCAAAGACGCCCACUCGCACCCCUGGAGUAGAGAGCACCACCAGAUGCGUGCUGGGUGCAAGCAGCGCACCUGCUCAGUGGCCUGACUGUUGCCGUCUGGUGGAAACCAUUUUCAUCAGGCUAUGCGUAAUCCACCUUGCCCCCAAAAGAAAAGGCGGGAAAACUUAUUCAAGAUGGUCUUUGAUCCUAGAAGACUAUCGCAAGAUAAGGCAGCUUGUGUUUGGCAAUGGCUUGGUGAUGAACGAAACUUCAUUGCAGCUGGUGGAGGUUAACCAGAACACCCUGAUUGACUGGUACAACGAAAGAAAGAUAGACCAGCAAGUGACACUGAUAGUUCGAGGCCUUGAUUUGCCUCAUCCCAUCCCUGAAGCUCAGGAGCCUCUUCAGGAUGCCAAACGGCUACGAACUGAGCUGCAGCAACCAAUGCAGCUGCACCAGUACAAGCUACCAGAUAGCACAGCAGGACAGGCAAAGCAAAGAGUAAUAUCUAUUAGGCAGCCCCCUCUCAGACCCAAAACACCAGCAGCACCUGGAGCAUCACUGCAAAUGGUGUCAACAGGUUUCCAAAGUGUGCCGUUGCUCCAGUUUGUGCCAAUGGUGCAGGGAAUGCCAAUGGUGCAGGGCAUGCCAGUAGUUCAUGGUGUGCAAAUGGUGCAGGGCAUGCCACUUAUGCAGCCAGUUUUACAGCCAGCAGUUGUCCAAGGCACCACCUCACAGCCAGCUCCACCAGGUGCUAGUCAAGGAGCUAUGCCCAAGAGACCCUACAAGCGAACAGUAGAGGCGAACACUUGCAAGAAGUGUGGCCAAUUUAAGACUGCUGAAACUGGGCAUAGCCAAUACAGGGGCAAGGUGUACUGUCCCCAGACUGAGACUGUGUCCAAAGAAGUGUGGUUGGAGAACAUGCGUAGAAUCUCCAACUAAUGUAUGCAGUUUUAUGUUGGUAAAGUUGACCGUUCUUAAUAUUUGAUUGUUACUGUACUUUUAGUUGUUUUAAAAGUGUUUUUAAUAUUGUAUUUAACUUUUUGUUUGUGUUCUCUUUACUUAUUUACAAUUUAAUAUUCAUUACUGUUCUUUUAACAUUUGUAAACGCACUUAAAACUUUGUCAAGUGAUGACUUUGACUUGGUUGGCAUGCGAUACUUGGCACACAAUAUAACACUUGCUUGUACAAAGGAUUAUUGGUGUAUCUUAUUGUUCUCACAACAUAACAAUUA
Molecule: messenger RNA, 5042 nt
Organism: Paramisgurnus dabryanus
Lineage: Eukaryota; Metazoa; Chordata; Actinopteri; Cypriniformes; Cobitidae
Source: RefSeq, a predicted model, not a curated record